UCUGAUUAGUCGAGGUAUUUGAACCCGUGGAGAUUUAAAAAAGUGUCAACAGGAGGUGGUGAGAGAGAGAGAGUCGCAGCUCCUGCCAUGAAAGUUGGACAAUUUCAGAGUUAAAGAGCCAAGUGUGGCACAAUGAGUCACGGGGGAUUUCUGGUCGUAAAUCCCUCACCGGAGAAAGACCCCACUACCAGAAAAAGCCAGUCCAGGUCUACCUCGUAUUUUGAGAUCAGUCCGGUGCACAAGCAGCAGGCAAAGCCAGUGGAUGAAGAAAUUCCAGUUUUGCGUCUCGUUCACUUUACACACAGCCCAAAGAUAACCUUCGAUACAGUCAAAUUGGGAACCACUUGUCAUCGAAAACUCAAAAUACUUAAUCCAAAAGACCAGGCACAACAGGUGAAUUGUGAGAAGUUCCCAAAGCCAGAAAGUGGAAUAACAUGCUCAGCUGUACAAUUAGAUUUGGAACCAUCUACAAGUGUGGAGCUUGUACUGUCAUGGACACCAGUUCAAGAAGGGAAUUUUCGAGACUUGAUUUGCUGGAAAUCAAAUCUUGGUGUUCGCUCUCAGACUGUUCUUCUUGGGACAUGUGUGGAACCUAAAAAGAAAGCAAAAGCCAGAAUCAGAGCACCACUUAAACCAAAGAAUGUUGCUCCAGUGUGUCCAGCAUCAAGAAAAUCCAUUCCAGCAAAGGCUCCCAGAAUUGUUCGUGGCCCUAGCAAAAAUGCCAGAAGAAAACCUGAUGCUGAAAACAAACCCCCUGCACAAACCACAAGGCCACCUGCACAAACCACGAGGCCACCCGCUCAGGAUCCCGUGGUUAAACAAGAUGCUACCCUCUCCGCGUUGAGCUCGAACAUGAGAGAGGUUCCAUCAAAAUCUCUAAGAAGAGUUUUAUUAUCUACAUCAAGUCAAGAGAGCGUUGAUAUACCAUCAAUAAUGAACUCUACAGAGAUUUCGGAGACUUUGCUCGCGAAUACAGAUUGUGGGGCUCCUUCAAACCUUUCUAUUUCAACAAUCGAGUUUGACUUUCCGUCAAGCUUGAGAAAGAACCCUAGUAAAGAAAAAGCACAUGUUAUGUGGAAAAACCCUUCAGAUGAUAAGGAUUUGCAUACAAGGCGAAUGACCUACUGCCUGCUUGGUGAAGAUGCAGUUAUAAAUGUGACUGAUCAGGAAGUAUCAAAAACAAAUAUUGUACAAGAGGAGGUUCUUGAGCUAGUGUAUGAUGAAGUGAGAGAAAGUCACACAUAUGAAGUUGUGAGAGAAUCUGACCACAAUCAGACAAAAACACUUGUUUCUUCCAAAGAAAUAAUUAAAACUAACUCUACUCACUCAGAAGAGGUGUGGAGAGUUACUGAUGUUUUUCCUGGUAGUUCAGAAAAGUCUAUUCCUCAUCGAAGGAAAACAUUUGCUCGCAGAGGCAUGUCCAGAUUACAGGAGGACCUUGAUGAAGGUGCCAUUUCUCCUGAAUCUAAGAGUAGUGUUUCAGUUCCUAGUAAGGAAGUCUUCAAGAAUAUAACUGAAGGUCAGUUACCAGACUGUGAAGCAGCAGCUUCACCAUUGAGACGUGACACUUUCGUCGCUUCAAAAGAGGGAAAUUUCAGGCCACUCGAAAGAGAUGAUUUGCCGGACUGUAAUGAAAUAGCCACACCAAUAAGGCGCCAAACUUAUAUAACCUCUAGUGUGGAAACAUUUAGUUCUGUGUCUGCAAGUCAGCUUCCUGCCUGUAAUGUCUCGGAUUCUCCUAUGAGGAGACAAACAUUUGUUAAGGAGCAGACAGAUAUAAAACACCUGGGACCAGUUCAAAAAGUUGGACUUCAGAGUGACAAGUGGAUGGAAAACUCUGGUUCAUCCAAUACCUCCACUCCCACAGUUGGAGUAUCUCCACCUUUGGGCCCGGUUUCAUUAGGCAUGCUUCUAGUUACACCCAUUACACCCGGUCCACAAAUGCGCCCUAAUAAUUAUGCAUCCAUAAAAGCUUCAUGUAUGAACCUUUUAGAGAAAUUGAAGACUAGUGAAGAAUUCCCAGAAUCCCCCAAGCCACAUAUGCAGUCAUGCAAGAGUACAACAGUUAAUAAAGCGGAAGACACUUUGGAUUAUUCACAGUCGGGAAUGUGUACAGCUCCCGAAUCUCCGUUUUCCGAGUAUGAAACUGCUCCGAGUACACCCUCAGAACCAGCUUUAGCAAUGGAAGAUUUUAACGUUACACUGGAAUUUCCAACACCAAAAAUUGGUGAUACAGUUUCACGAAUGAAGAAUGUUAACUUAACAGACGUUUCUAAUAUUUUAGAGUUGGAACUUGCAAACCAGAGGAAGGCUUUGGGGGAUAGUAUGAGUACUGAUAGUCUUGAGAAAACAUUCAGUAAUAAGGAUGAGAUGAAUAAUCAGUGGGAUGAAUUAAACCCAACUAUUUGCAAGAGGCUGGAUUUGGAAACAGAUUCUGAAACAUUUCAUGUUAAUAAUCAUGACAUACUGAUUACCAGGGAAGCUGAUUCUGAUGCCCAUGAUAAUGCCUUGCCUAACAGAUUGAGUUCAGGUACAGUUACUAAAGAAACUUCCAUAUUACAUCCAGAUGAUCUUGUCAUUGUGGAUGAUCAACAUACUAGUUAUGAAACCAUAGUAAAAGAUUUGCCAACAUUUUCCCCAUCGUUCUUACCCCAAGUAACGGAUACACAUCAUCCUAGAAGAAUGAGCACCAUUGGGAUAACGGAUUUAAGUAACUCGAAGCAACAUUCCGAUCACCGUCGUAGAAGUGAGCCACUUGGACUCCACCUUCCUCCUUACGAGAGUGCUGCCUUGAAUGAGCUUCUCUUGUUUAAAGGUGCCAAUAAGAGAGAGCUGGAGAAUACUAAAGUUGAGGGUCAAAGAGGAGAUGAGAAUUUUGUUGUGGCAUCUCUGGCAGAUUUUGACUUCUCUCCUGGUGUUGAUCACCGCAGAUGUUCAACAAGUAUCAAAUCUCUUCCCCCAGAGGAGCUCGUAGACCACCGCAGACUUUCUGAUAAGGGUCGUAAACUUUUCGUGGAACCUGAGCAUGAAGCUCAAGAAUUUGGUAAACCAGUUUGUCUCGACUCAAAUGCAUCUGAUCCUUGUAUCUCCCAGUGUCUCAGUACAAUUAUGGAAGUUGAGGAGGGCACUUUUGCUUUGAAUAAAACACAGGAUUUACCUUCAAAUAAGACUCAAGAUUUUCCAAAGAAUAAAUCAUAUGAUAUACCAUUGAAUAUGACUCAUAGUUUGCAUUUAGAUAAGUCUCGGGAGUUUCCUUUGGCUAAUAUUAAUGAGUUGCCUUUAAAUGAAACUCGGACGGUGCCCAUGAGCAGCGGUGCGGAGGUUCCCAUGAGCAGCGGUGCGGAGGUUCCCAUGAGCAGCGGUGCGGAGGUUCCCAUGAGCAGUGGUGUGGAGGUUCCCAUGAGCAGCGGUGUGGAGGUGCCCACAAGCAGCGGUGUGGAGGUGCCCACAAGCAGCGGUGCGGAGAUUCCCACGAGCAGCGGUGCGGAGAUUCCCACGAGCAGCGGUGCGGAGGUGCCCACGAGCAGCUGUACAGAGGUGCCAUUGAGCAGCUGUACGGAGGUGCCCAUGAGCAGCGGUACGGAGGUGCCCUCAAAUCAGGAGGUUGAUUCUUUGAACAAAAAUAAUGUGUGUGCGUUGGAUAACAUUUGCUUGAGAGAAACAAAAGAAAUAUCUUUGAACGUGUCAAAUGAUUUUCCAAUUAACGAGACAGAAGACCCGGCUGUGAACAAAGUGCAAGAAUUUUCCUCUAAUAUAACUAAAGAUUUUUCACAGCUCCUGAAUCCAGAUCUUUUGGAAAAUGAAAAUCAUAUUUUUAUUCCAGCAAGUCAAGAUUCUGGUGAGGUAAAAACUACUAUUAAUUAUACAUUUACUAAAUUCACAGAAGAACAAAGAUACACUAGUACCUGUGAAGAGAUUAUAACCAUUACUGAUGAUCCUGUUGUGGUUGAAGGCAUAGAUAAAUGUGCUGAUAAUGCUGAAAGUCAACUCCACUCGGUUAAUGAUAAUGAAUGUUCUUCAGUAUCAACUGAUAACAAAAUAAGACCCCUUUCAACUUCUUCAGAAGACCAAAGCACUUCAAAAGAAAAUGAUCAGGGGAAUGAAGGGCUUUUGUUCAUAAAGAUCUCUCCCUCACAUUCCAAAAGGCUUCCAGAAAAACAUUCAAAGGAAUCAUGUUCGAAGCGUAGCAGAAUCACUCCAACUCCUGUAUUUCUGGUGACUGAACCAUCUCUUAAAUCUUCCAAAGAGAAAAGAAUUGGUGUUAAAAAACCUGCUGUGGUGUCCAGUAAAUGCAAGAGCCCUCGAAACAUUAAAUCUCUCAAGACAACUGGUGGAUUAAAACCAUCUUAUAGAUGCCCAGUAGAACCCAAGAUGGAAUGCAAGUUAAAGCCUGGAGUUCAGUCUUCAAAAACAUUGGGGCAAAGGAGAUCUACUUCCAGUGGAAAUUUGAGAAGAACCACCUCAAAUUCUAACAUCAGCUCAACGAUUGAAUCUACAAAUCUUAUUAGCUCUGCAUCAGUUGCUGAUCUGAGACACCAUUCUGACAGUAGUAAUUCAUCACUCUCCAUCAGUGCACUGUCUUCAAUAUGCCCCCCUCUCUCUGCAUCUGCUGCAGAUAUUACCGUGUUCUCUCACGUCUCUGGGUCGUCCUCGACUUUAAGUCUCGGAAAUGUUUCGUCUGCCUCUAACAAAGCGGGCAACAAACGACCAGCAUUAAAAAAGAGUAUGGGGCUGAGGGUGCCUCAUUCUAGACUGACGCUCCUGAAGUUUAAGAAAUCAACAGUUGUUCACCACCCGAAUCCAUAUGCCUCAAAGAAUAUGUACUAUGAUGACCGAUGGAUAGAGAAACAAAUGAAUGGCUUUACAAAGUGGUUAAACUUUAUUCUCACACCACCUGAAGAGGAAGAUGUUGAAUCAAAGGUGAAGAAAGUUGAUAUGGGACAGCUAUGGUCAGAGGCUACAAAGAGCAAACGUGUUGAAGUUGCACCCACAAAAGAAGUUAUGUCCUUAAGAUCCUACUCUGCAAGACGAAGGUUGAACCGACUACGAAGAAAAGCCUGCCGUUUGUACCAAAGUGAUGAGAUGGUAGAAGUUGUAAUGAACCUUGAGACUGCUAUAGAUAAAAAAUAUUUGAUGAUUCGUAAAGACAGAUUGACUCAUGCGGAUAUUGGCUUGAAACAGUUGAUGUUGCAGUUAGUGCUUUGUUACAAUCCUCUUUGGUUGCGCAUUGGACUGGAAACGGUGUAUGGAGAAUUACUUCACCUUACAAGUAACAGUGAUAUUACUGGCAUCACCCAGUUCCUAAUUACCAGGUUGCUGACUAAUCCAGACAUAGCAGCUGAAUAUGCACAUCCAACAGUGCCACAUUCCUAUCGUGCUGGCUAUGACGACUCCAUAAAGAAAUUCCAACUGAAGAAAUUCCUCUUGUUGGUGUUCUUCUUGGAUCGGGCCAAAACAUUGCGUCUCAUUAACCAUGAUCCCUGCCUCUUCAACAAGAAUGCAGACCACAAAACAAGCAAGGAUAUCUUGAUUGCCUUUGCCCGCGAGUUUCUUUCUGGCAUUGGGGAUAUAACCAAACACUUGGGUUACCUGGGCUACAAUGUUAGCCACAAGCAAACAGUCCUGGAAGAGUUUGGUUAUGCUGUAACAAAUUUGGCUGUGGAUUUACGUUGUGGUGUCCGAUUGACGCGUGUGGUGGAAAUGUUGACCCAGAAGUUUGAUUUAAGCUCCAAGUUACGUGUUCCAGCUAUUAGUCGCCUGCAGAAGAUCCACAACACAGAUGUUGCAAUGGCUGCUUUGGAGGGUGCAGGCUGUGUUGGGGUCAAGACCAAGUUCCCAUCCAAGGAUAUUGUUGAUGGUCAUCGGGAGCAAACACUCGCCCUGCUUUGGACAAUCAUUUUUAAGUUUCAAGUCUCGGUGAUGAUAUCCGAGACCCGUUUGCGUGAGGAGAUUUACUACCUUCACAGGUCUCUUGUUGUGCGUUCUCAACUUGAAGCUCCGGCCUGUGCGGGUUUAGAGCUCGUGUCCGAGGCAGUUACUGAACUAAGCCUCUUAUCGAAGAAAGAAUCGGGAACAACGGAGACUCUGCUCUCCUACCUGAAGUUGUGGGCUCAGUUUACUUGUGCACAUUAUGGACUGGAUGUUGAUAAUCUGACCGUGUCGUUUUCUGAUGGGCGUGCAUUGUGUCUUCUCUUGCACCAUUAUCAUCCCGACCUGAUGCCCAUGAGCCUCAUUAACUGGAAGACUACACAGACGCUGCCAGCUCAGGGUAUUAAUUUGGAUAGCUCACUUGAUGACAGUUUUAGCGAGAUGACCUAUGCUGAUAUGAGCACCAAGGACGAAUACAACCAAAGGCUUGCAAAUGAAAGAGAGAACUUUGCUGUUUUCAUUGAUAAGGUGUCUCAACUUGAUGGAAUCCCAUUGGUGAUCCGAAGCAACGAUAUGAUCAACACGAUCCCUGACGAAAAAGUAACGUCAACCUUCGUGGCAUACCUCUGUGCUCGGCUUCUGGAUCUCAGUGAAGAGAUGAAGGCUGCGAGAAUCAUACAAAUGGCUUGGAGGAAACAUCUCGCAGCCAAGAGGCUGGAACAGCUGAAGGUGCACACCCAUUCUGCUAUUGUAAUUCAGCGUUGGUGGCGGACUAUUCAACAUAAAAGGCAGAGAGAGAAAUAUGAAAAGGCUGCCAUUGUUCUGCAGGCUCACUGGCGCAGGUGGUGUGCCUGCAGAUUAUUACACAUUCUCAAGCACAAGAAAGAGUUGGAGAGACAACAUCGAGCAGCCCACAUCAUUCAGUCAGCUUUCCGUCGUUACAUUAGGACACGAUAUCUUCUGCAGGUGAAGGCUGCCAUAACAAUCCAGCAGGCUUGGAAGACACAUCUCUUAAGGCAGAAGUUUCUGCAUACCAGACAAGCUGCAAUUGCAAUUCAAACUGCUUUCAGGUCAUGGAAUUGUAGGCAGAAGUAUCUGCAUACCAAGAGAGUUAUUACAGAGGUCCAGCAAAGGUUUCGAAGAAAACUUUAUGGAAGAAGAAUUAAGGAAGACUUCGUGCGAAAGCUUAAGGCAAUCGUAGUGAUACAAAGAUGGUGGCGCUCUGUGUUAGCGAAAAAGGCAGCUCAAAGGGCAGCAAAGGAGCAGUGGGCAUCCUGUACAAUUACCAGUUUCCUAAAAAUGUGCAUUGAGAGACGUAAGUACUUGAAAAUUUGUCGAGCAACGGUUUCCCUGCAGGCCUAUAUUCGUAGACUUAGGUGUCAAAGAAAAUACCAAGCAAUGCAAAAGGCAGCUUUGGUGUUACAAACAAAAUGGAGAGCCACUCUGUUGGCUCACCAAGUACGAGAACAGUAUUGUCAACUGCGCCAUGUGGCUGUCAUUCUUCAGUCUAAUGUUCGUUCAUACCUAGUCCGAAAAAAAUUCCUGAAGCUUCGCUCGACCACCAUUCAGAUACAGUCAACAUUUAGAAUGAAGAAGCUGAGAAAGAAUUACCAAGAUCUUAAAAGAACUACUCAAUAUCUGCAGUGCCAAAGGAGAAGUAAAGUGAAUAUGAAGUUGGAAAGGCAAAGAUUUUUGAUGAUCCGCAGAGCUGCAAUAAGAAUUCAAGCCUCUGUGAGGGGUUACAAUGCUCGAAAGCUAUAUCAAAACAAGCGCCAUGCUGUUGUUCUCAUACAGAGUUCCUAUCGCAUGUGGAAGCAAAGACAAAAGUACCAAGAGAGUGUGCGGGCAGCUGUAACAUUGCAGAGGCACAUAAGAGCAUGGUUAGUUAUGAAGCAACAACGUGCACAUUAUGAAACCAUGAGAGUAUCUGCUAUUGCCAUUCAAGCAGCUUGGCGACGUAACCGAGCUCGGAAUAAUUUCUUGUGGAUCAAGAAAUCUGUGAUACUGCUACAAGCACAUGUAAGGGGAUGGAGUUCCUUAAAGAAAUUCCAAAGGAGAAGGAAUGCAGCAAUUGUUCUACAACAAACAUUUAGGGCCAGGAAAUCCAUGAUGAUCAAGAGAGAAGCAUUUGUAACCCUAAAGAGAAGUGCAACCAUCAUUCAAGCUUCAUAUCGAGCUCGGAGAGAGAGACAGAGGUACUUAAGACUCAAGAGAGGUGUAACCUUGGGCCAAGCUGCUGUUAGAGGCUGGUUGAAGCAGCGUCAAUAUGCAAGACUGAAGGCUGCUGCAGUAGUUAUCCAGCAUAGAUAUCGUGCUUAUAAGCUAAUGCAGGAACAGAAGAAUUCUUAUCUGAGGGUGAAACAAGCAACCAUUAAAAUUCAAGCAAUUACUCGCAUGUAUCAAGCUAGGAAGAAUUAUUGCAGGCAACAAGCAGCUGCCAUCAUUAUUCAAAAGCAUGCAAGGGGAUAUGCUAAUUAUAAAGAUUACCAACGUCUUCGGAGGAGUACUGUUCUUAUUCAGAAUUAUGUUAAGGGCUGGCUUAAAUCCCGCCAAGCUAGGAGAGAAUACCAAGACAUUAAGCAUGCUACCAUUGUCCUUCAAGCCCAUUGGCGAGGCAUUCUUGCAAGACAAAGCAUGCAACGACUAAGAACUGCUUGUCUAGUAGUACAGAGCAAUUUCAGAAUGCAGCGAGUAUAUAAGAUUUAUCAAAGAAAGAAAGAAUCUGCAAGUAAAAUCCAAAGUGCAUACAGGGCUUAUAAGUUGGGUAAAGAAAUGAGAAUGAACCAUUUGUGUAUGAAGGCUGCAUGUGUCACUAUCCAAACUUACUGGAGAAUGUAUAAAGCCAGACAAAGUUACCAAGAAAUUCGUAAAGCGACCAUAACAAUUCAGCAACGUUUUCGUGCCACCUACUUGGGUCGUCAGGUGCGUAAUGAUUACCGGCAAAGAAAAGAGGCAUGCAUUACUCUUCAGGCAUGGACCAGGAUGAUCCUUAUGAAGAACAGCUUUACUCUGAAGAAAAAAUCUGCACAAACUAUACAACGGCAUUAUAGAGCUGCCGUUGUUGCUAGGAAAGUGAGGCAGAAUUACGAAACGCAGCGAUUUGCUGCUAUUAAACUGCAAUCUUUGUAUAGGAUGCACCGGCAAAGACAGAGGUAUGAGAAGCAGAAAUUGGCUGCAGCAGUUAUCCAGAAGCACAUGCGUUCUUAUUGGACAAUGAAGACGGCAAAAUCAUCAUACCUGGCCAAAAGAACAGCAGCCAUUUUAAUUCAAGCUAAGGUUCGUGGUUGGCUGACAAAACGAACUUUCACCAUUGAGCGAAAGGCUUGCAUUCAAAUACAGUCAUGGUAUCGUUCUAUGUACAUCCGGAAGAGCUACCUCGCCCAGAAAGAUGCAUCAAUCAAAAUCCAGAGAUUUUUCCGAGCUUACCAACUAAAGAAGCAUGCUCAAAAUCAUUUUGCAAUGGUUAAAAGAAUUGUGAUUGGUCUUCAGGCAAUCACAAGAGGGCAUUUGGUACGAAAGCAGUUAAAACGGAAGCAUGCUGCUACCACCAUUAUCCAAGCAAGAUACAGAGGCUGGAAAGCACGACAAGCUUUCAUUAGAAAAAGAAAUGCUGCUAUUGUAAUUCAGCAGCAUCUGAGAAGUUAUUAUUUAGGUAAUAUUACUAGAAGAAAUUUCAGAGAGACCCAGAAUAAGAUUAUUCUUGUGCAGGCUGUGGUAAGAGGCUACCUAGCUAGGAAAGAAAUGAAGGUAAUGCAAAGUUCUGCUCUUGUUAUACAGAGGACGUGGAAGAUGCAUUGGCAGCGAAAGAUUUACAGAACACAGAGAAAAUCUGCAAUUUUGAUACAAAAAGCCUAUCGAAGUGCACGUCUGGGAAGAGAAGCGAGGAACAAUUACAGAACAACAAUAAAUGCAGUUGUUUGUAUCCAGGCACAUUUUAGAGGAUUUUCAGUAAGGAGGAGAUAUUUGAAACAGAGAAAUGGGGCUCUUACAAUUCAGAAAUAUUACAGAGCCUAUAACAUUUGUAAAACAACUAGGAAUGAUUAUUUAUAUAAAUAUAGAUGCAUAACCAAAUCUCAGGCAAUUGUCAGAGGUUUUCUUGCCAGACAAAAUCUAAAAAAGAGAGUAAAAUCAGCAACUUUGUUGCAGUCUUGCAUUCGUACUUACCUUGCAAAGAAAGUCUUUCUUCAACAAAAAUCGGCUGCAAUGACAAUUCAGAGACAUUACAGGCUUUACAGACUAACAGAGGCUACGCGACAUGAGUAUCUCGCAAAGCGAUCAUCUGUCAUUCAUCUCCAGGCUGCUGUCCGAGGGUUCUUGACUAGACGAGCUCUGAGGCAGAAGCAUGACGCAGCAAUAAUGAUCCAAGCUGCUGUUAAAUCAUGGAUAGCACAGAGGAAAUACUUAAAGGUUGUUAAAUGUGUUAAAACCCUGCAAAUCCACUGGAGGGCCACUCUUUUGAUGUGGAAAGAAAGAGAAAAGUAUCAUAUAUUCCGAGGUGCUGGUAUUACGAUUCAGGCUGCUUGGAGAGGUGCUGUUGUUAGAAGACAGAUGAGGGAGUCACAGUGUGCAGCAUUAGUUAUCCAGUCGUGGAUUCGUUGUUGCCUUGAGCGCAGAAGAUACCAAAGGAUUAAGGAAAGCACAAAAAUCAUCCAGCAGUGGUGGAGACGCAUUACAUUAGCCGAAGGAAUUCGGAAAGAUUUUGUGAGAAAACGAGAAGCUGCUAUAGUUUUGCAGGCAUCCGUGAGAAAGUUUUUGGUAAUUCAAAAGAUCAAGAAAUUACAUGUAGCUGCGACAUGUAUACAAGCAUAUUACAAAGCACAUUAUCACAGGCAACAAUUUUUAAGACAAAGGCAUAAUUAUGUGAAAGUUCAAAGAUGGUGGAGGUCUGUUAAGAAAAUGCAAGAACAAAGGUGUAAAUGUAAUCAGUCAAGAAGUGCAGUCAUUACCUUGCAAGCAGGUGUUCGAGGUAUGUUAGUUCGGAGGCAAAUGAGCCGACAGAAUAGUGCAGCUGUAAAAAUUCAGUCCUUUGUAAAAAUGUGGCUAGUGCAGAGGAAAUAUAAACAAAUAGUACAGAAUAUUAAAAGUGUUCAAAAAUGGUGGAAAUCUAUUUAUAAGAUGCGACAUCAGCAAGCAGAUUAUCAGAAAAAGAGAGCGGCAGUCAUCAAAUUACAAGCUUAUGCAAGGGGAAUGCUAGCCAGAAAAGAGAUUAAAAGAUGGCACUUUGCAGCUUCAAAGAUUCAGUCUAAUGUUAGGUGUUAUUUGGCAUGUAAAAAGUAUAGAGAUAUUAUAAAUAAUACCAUAAAGAUUCAAUGUUGGUGGCGAAGCACACAAGCUCGCAUUAGGGAUGUUAAUCAGCAACACAUGGCAGCUACAGUCAUCCAAUCACAUGCUCGUCAUUUCUUGAUCUCCCGGAAAUACAAGAAAAUGGUUGUUUCUGCCAUAAAAAUUCAGAGGUGGGUGCGUUCUGUACAUAAAACUCGAGAGCAUCAUACACAAUACUUAGCCAUGAGAGCAGCCACUAUUACACUCCAAGCAUCUGUCAGAGGAAUGUUAGUACGAAGGGAAAUAGCACAUCAGAGAUGUGCACAAGUAAAGAUAGCAGCCGUCUUUAGGGGCUGGCUUUUAAGAAGAACGUAUCAGAAGGUAGUGCAUAAAACAGUCACAAUACAGAGAUGGUGGAGAUCUGUUAAAUUAACUAGAGAAGGAAUGAAGAAUUUUGCUGUAACAAAGAAUGCUAUAAUAACCAUUCAAGCCUUCACUAGAGGAGCACUGCUUCGUGCAACAAUUUCUCGACAAAAAAAUGCAGCAGUGAAAAUUCAGUCACAUGUUCGUGGCUGGAUGGCGCGCCGAGAAUACCAUAAGGUGACCUGCAGUGUACUGCUCCUCCAAAGAUGGUGGAGGGGUCAUAAGGAAACAAAGAAGUUGCAACUAGAGUAUCAUACAAAGAGAAAUGCUGUAAUUACUCUGCAAAGACAUUACCGUGGAAGAAUAGCUCGUAAGGAAUAUCUGAAGCAACGUAGAGCUAUCAUUAAGAUGCAGGCGUGCACAAGAUGUUGGUUAGCACAGAGGAAUUAUGUACAAAUUUUAAAAGCUACUUUGAAUAUUCAACACUGGUGGAAAGCAGUAAUCAAAGGAAGAGAACAGCGAAAGAAGUAUCAAACCCUUAGAAUAUCCUGCAUUACCUUGCAAGCAUCUCUCCGAGGUAUGCUAACUCGGAAGAAAAUACUCCAGCAACACAGAGCAGCAGUCAGAUUGCAAACAUGCAUACGUCAAUGGUUAGCACGUAAGCAUUUCUUGAGGAAAGUUCAAAGUAUUAUCAUAAUUCAGAAAUGGUGGAGAAGUGUUAAGAUGGCCAAGACAUUGCAAUGUAGAUUCAUUGCUAUUAAAAAGGCAACACUUGUUCUGCAAUCACACACGCGUGGCAUGCUGGUACGACAGAGCAUAAGAAAGCAACAUUUAGCUGCAACCAAAAUUCAAUCUUAUAUUCGCUGUUGGUCUGCUCAGAGAAAGUAUCAUAAAAAGAUGGAAGCUGUUGUCAAGCUACAGAGGUACUGGCGUGGGGCAUGCUUGACUCUGCGCACACGAGAACAAUUCAUAUACAUGCAGAGAGCUGCUGUUAUAGUUCAGGCUGCGUGGAGAAAACAUAAAACAAGAACUUUGCUGAAGCAAAUAAAGGCUGCUCAAAUCAUUCAGGCUUACGUGCGUGGAUGGCAGGUUCGUCGGACAAUCAGACAGGAGAAGAGAAAACUGUAUUUAGAGCACGUAACAAGGGUUACUAAAGCUCAUUUGGCUGCUACAGUAAUUCAACGCUCAUUCCGCCGUUGGCAAACUAUGGUGAGGGUGCAACAGACCAUGGGGUCCUUGAUCAAGCUCCAGCGGUGGGUGCGUGCUGUCCUGCAAAGAUCGUUGUACCUGAGACAACGCUCGAGUGCCAUCAUCAUCCAGCGAGCCUGGCGAUCCAAGCUCGAAUGCUUGAAAGAGGAUCGUCGUCAACGUGCAGCCACUGUUCUGCAAGCUGCGUGGAGAGGUCUAACUGCGCGCAAGAAUCUGCAAAACAAGAAGCUUGUGGAAGUGCGGAAGAGGUUGAAGGUGGCCACUCAAGAUGCCACAGAUAGCAAGCGAAUUGGCAACAGAACUGACUGUGCUAUUGCAUACCUGAUUAAGUACAAGGAUCUCAGGAGGAUAUUGAUAGCAGUCAUGUAUCUUGACACAAGUACUCGGUGGUCACCUACAUGCUCUGAAAAGUUGACAGAAGGAACUACUCUCGGCACCAUCAUGUUCCUUCUCAGGUCCUGCAAUCGCUCUAUUCCACACAUGCAGAUCCUUGGUUUUGUCCUUAAUAUACUCAUUAAUUUGGCCAAAUAUCCAUAUACAGCACCAUUCAUACACAAGGUGGAGGGAUUAAUGGAGACCAUUGUGCAGCUACUUACCAUUUACUCAGAAAAGGGUCCUGGAAUUUUUUGCAAGUGUUGCACUCUUCUCUAUAUCGUAACGGCAACAAAUCCCACACAACAGGAUAUGAUCAACCCUAAAUUACUUAAAGAUCUUAAAAGUAUCAGGACCUUAAUGAUACGCCGUGAGAACGCCAGUUUACGAGGGAAGAACCCAGUCAAGGUCACCCCACUUCCUGUAUCAAAGAUACCAUCAAUAACACCAGACUGGGUUCUGACACCAAACCAACCAAGAGAGUUUGACGAUCCCAUAUCUGCAAUAGUUACACUCUUGGCUCGGAUAGGAAUGCAGGCAAAAUGAUGAUUUAGUAACUUACUGUCAAAACCUUUUGUUUUACAUAUAUAUAGUAUUUUAUCUAGUAUGAAGUGUUGAAUUUUUAGAGGUGAAAAAUAUUGCUAAUUCAGUAAUUGGAAAAUGAUCCCAUUAAACCACUUUAUAAAGAGGAUAAAGUAUUCGUAUCACAUAGGAUAGGGGGAUAGUUCUGGUAUAAGUAUUAUGAUUAAAGUAAGGAGAUGCAUUCAAGGAAGUGCAAUGAAUUUGAUUUUUAUUUCAGUAAGGAAAGCUAUUACAAUUUUUAUUUUCUUAAAGCUACUUUUUAAUUUUCUAUAUGCAGUAUAGUUAGAUCACUGUGAUCUUCUAUAAGAAGCUAAACAGCAUAGAAUGUACUUUGUUGAUUAGCUUCACCCAUUUGGACUUGUUUUUAUUGAAUGUUAAAUAUUUUUAUUUCUUUACAGGUAGGUAUUUGGAUUUUAUCAUUAGGAAGGGAAAACAGUAAUUUGUAUUAAUGUGUAAUUACUUAGUAUUUGACAUUGAGGUUUCAAUUUGUCUUGAUAUAAGAAGCAUACAUAUAGAAAACAUUACUAUAUGUUUUGAAAAUGAAUUUGAAGUGUGAACUGCCGAAUAAAAAGUAGUUGCACAUGCUUUAUGCUAUUGUUAAAUAACAACUUUCACACUUAAUGACAAACUUUUCAUAGUCAGUGCCAAUGGUUAUGAAACGACUGAAAUGAUCAAUACCAAAUUUAAUUUUUACUUCAGGCAGACAUUUAAAUAAAAAAGAAAUUAAAUCAUGGCAGUGGUAAUCUUUCAGUUCGAAAGUCCCGGCGGGGUGCCUGCUUUUGCUAUUGGCUUACUAUUAGUUUGUCAAGUUCUCUAUUGGAUUUAAGUUCAUAGGGUAUUUUCUUAAAUUAAGCAGAGGUGGUAAUCUUAACAUAAUCCAAUAUAUAUUUUUUCUUAUUUAGUUUAGUAAUAUCUUCGUUAUUGUGUGUACAUUUUUCAGUUUUGUGAAUUUCAUGAACAUUUUCAGUUUUGUGAAUUUCACGAAUAUUUGCUUGUGAAAAAAAUAUUAAAGGAAAUAACCAGUACAUCUGCAUAAAAUUAUAUAUUUGCUUUAUAAUAAACUAAUUAAAUUGUCUAACACUUUGUAAGGUGUUGGACAAUUUAAUUCCCACUUUUCUCUAAAAUAUUUGGUUUUUAGCUAGUGAACUAAUAUUUGAUACAUUAUAUUGAUGUAAAUUUAAAUGGAAAUACAUUACGUGGUUCCUGUAUAUCUUGCUGAUCUGUCUUUAAAAACUGUAUAUAUAUAUUUUUCUCAUUAAUAAAUGUAAUGUAGUGAACUUU
Procambarus clarkii (red swamp crayfish) is the source of this 14937-nucleotide messenger RNA. The record is from RefSeq and is a predicted model, not a curated record. NCBI's taxonomy places the organism in Eukaryota, Metazoa, Arthropoda, Malacostraca, Decapoda, Cambaridae.